ACACAUUGAGCCCGCGCUCCCUCACCUCUUGCACGUAGCUCGUAGACAUCGCGUCCGUCUUUGAAAAGCCAUACAACCACGGCGUCGCGCGUUCCGUCCACAGAAAUAAAGUCGGAUCCAGCCCGCCGGGAAACGUCACCACUUAUCUCUUUGUUAUCGGUGCAAUCAGCGGCGCUGGUUAUGAGACCACAGUUUUGACACUCUUUCCUCAUCAGGGCCAUCUCUCUUUCAAUGUAACCCAAGCGCAGGCAUUGUCACCUCACGUCCAUCGUCGCGGCAUGCCACGUUCUCCAUGUUCCCCCAAUCUACGAUGAAUCACGGAAGGUCUCCUCAACCCUCUGGUGAUUCUACGUACGGGCGGACUGAACUCCACGAGUCUCCUCCACUCCGUCCUAUCUUCACACCACCUCCAUCUACUGUGAAUAGGCCGCAGCGCAGUUCUACGACCAGACAUCCGCAAGAUUCUUCUACGUCCAUGUCCUGAUUGGCAGUCCCCUGAUCUCCAGACGUGGCCGCUCUAUCACUUGUUCAAUCUCUUCCCGCUCGUCAAAACGCUCAUCAAACUCUCCGGAGCCGGUGAAAAGAUGCCAGUUGUACGAUUGGCAUGCGACGGCUUGUUGGCGCUCUUCGGCGGCCACGAUGUGGGCUAUACAGUUUUCCGCCUUUAGACCAUUCUGCAGGAUGUUUAGACGGUUUAGCCUCUGUCAUUCGCGUGUGGGCCUGGGGCUGGUUCGAACCCAAACUCGACAUCUCUUGCCUCGGCCUUUCUUACUUUUAGCCUCACGUCAUUGCUCUGAUAGUCAUCCUACACUUCCGCUUCACAGCAACUCAGCUUGUUGACAUCGCUGGCAGAUCAAUCUCGAUUCCGGUGUCCCAAAUGAGUCUCGCGAAAUCUUAUAAAACCCUACAGACUACCAGGCCGCUAUCUUCAUCCCUGUCUCGACAUCUGUCCUCUCAGACCAAUGUACCCAGUUCUCUCGCUACUUGCAGCCUCUCUUGUCCUCCCGGCUUUUGGCGCUCCCAGCCUCGAGCCCUGGAAGAGCCGCCAAAGCAAAUGCGACCUGGCCGCAGCGGUAAUGGAUCUCCCAAAAACCAGACCGCCCUGGUAGCGCCCACGACGGCUCCUCUCUACGUUACCUUGGGUGUGGGUUUCCAAAAUUACACCUGCAACCCUUCUACGUCGACCUACAGGUAACUUUCCUGCCCUCACUUCAGAGCCUGUUGUUGAACUCUCCAGCUCUAUCGGCGCGGUUGCAUCGCUGUUUGACAUCGCAUGCAUGGACAAAACACCCGCAUUCGCGACCAUCCAGCAAACCGCUUUCGAUAGCUGGAGCCGCGCGGCGCCGGCGAUUGAGGCGAGCGACAUUGGCGCCGAGAUUGGCACUGGUGCACUGCUCGGGUCGCACUACUUCGUGCGCUCACCCACCGGCACCGGCAUCUCCCCCGAGUGGGACUUCUCCGUCCCGCAACACAACCCAUCUGCCAUCGUAAUCGGGGCCAAAGUUGGAGACAUCCUUGCUCCGAGCAACGCGGCAACAAAUGUCGAUUGGCUCGCUCUGAAUGGUGUACAAGGCUCGCUCGCGUCCAAGAUUUUCCGGAUUGACACAGUUGGUGGUCAACCUCCCACUUCCUGCACUCCUGGUUCAGCCAACAUCUCGGUCAGGUACACGGCGAAGUACUUCCUAUACUGAGAGGCAUCCCAUGUUGAUAGAAUCUAAUCUCCUGAUCUGAUUUAUCUACAACCAAUCACAACUUGCUUUGACCUUUCACGA
Molecule: messenger RNA, 1772 nt
Organism: Mycena citricolor
Lineage: Eukaryota; Fungi; Basidiomycota; Agaricomycetes; Agaricales; Mycenaceae
Source: the annotation of a GenBank genome assembly